Messenger RNA from Nelumbo nucifera (sacred lotus), 2455 nucleotides. It is a transcript of the gene TDP1, whose product is annotated as tyrosyl-DNA phosphodiesterase-like protein. Gene Ontology annotation, cellular component: nucleus. Lineage: Eukaryota; Viridiplantae; Streptophyta; Magnoliopsida; Proteales; Nelumbonaceae. The record is from RefSeq and is a predicted model, not a curated record. Gene Ontology annotation, biological process: DNA repair. Gene Ontology annotation, molecular function: protein binding; single-stranded DNA binding; double-stranded DNA binding.
UAGAGCCGCUCAGUAUUUACAACGAUUCUCUCAGAUUUCUCCCCCAAAUCAAAAUCAAAUGCGUUUAGUGUUCUCCGGGUCCCACUCUUCCGAAGCCGAAACCAUCCUUUUCCCUCCCUUUUCUAUAAGCAGCGUCAGCUCGUCUCAACAAAAUUCUUUGGUCUUUCUUCACUCCAUUCCAUUGAUGAUUCUCUGAGAAGUGGGCUUCGGGGUUCAUUUGAUUUCGUCAGUGUUCAUGCGAGCAAACUUUCAUUAAUGUCAAAGUCUCAGGUGAACAUUGGAUUUUUGAUUCCGCUUACUAACAAUCUGAAGGAAGACGAUUCAGCCUCAAAAUUACCAAUUUCAGAAGGGGCCAAUGUUUUCGGCCGUAAUGAUAUCUGCAUCUCUGAUAAAAGAUUGAGCCGUAAACAUAUUACUCUCAAUGCUUCGAUUGAUGGUUCCGUUGAUGUAGUUGUAGAGGGAUCAAAUCCAAUUGUCAUUAAUUCUGGCGAUCAGAGGAGGAAGUUGUAUUCCAGAGACAAGAUUAGGAUUGCAGAUGGUGAUAUUCUUGAAUUGAUUCCUGGGCAUUAUACUUUUAAGUAUGUAAGAUCGACUGUUGAUAAACAUAUAGCUUCGUCUCAAGCACAUAAAAGGGUUUCGUACAAAGGAAAAGGGGUUGAUGAAGCUAAGAAGUUAGUUGUGAAGAGGCAGCGUCAAGUUUCUGAAGAUGAAGCUUUGGCAAGAAUUUUGCAGAUGAAUGAACUUCCACCUGCGAAUUCUAACGAGGGUUUGGAGGCAAUUCGCCAUUUUAGUGUCCCAAAAGAGAAAUUUCAUUUGUCCUUUCGGCUCUUGCAAGUUCAAGGGCUACCUCCAUGGGCAAAUUCCUCUUCAAUUUCUAUUGGAGAUGUGAUUCAGGGUGAUGUCCUUGUGGCUGUUCUUUCAAAUUACAUGGUGGAUAUAGAUUGGUUGUUAUCUGCAUGUCCAGUUCUUUCAAAGAUCCCUCAUGUGCUUGUUAUUCAUGGAGAAGGUGAUGGUGGAGUAGAUCAUAUGAAGAGGAAGAAGCCUCCUAAUUGGUCUCUGCAUAAACCCUCACUGCCUAUUUCUUUUGGGACACACCAUUCAAAGGCCAUGUUUCUUGUCUAUCCUCGAGGGGUGCGGAUUGUUAUACAUACAGCAAAUUUGAUAUAUGUUGACUGGAACAACAAAAGCCAAGGACUAUGGAUGCAAGAUUUUCCUUGGAAAGAUCAAAAAGAUGUGAAGAAAGGAUGCAGCUUUGAAACUGAUUUGAUAGAUUAUCUUAGUGUGCUAAAGUGGCACGAGCUGAGUGUUAACUUACCAUCCAUUGGAAAUGUCACUAUCAACCCGUCAUUUUUUAAGAAGUUUGAUUAUAGAAGUGCAGUGGUCAGGUUAAUUGCAUCUGUUCCUGGGUAUCAUAUGGGUCCCAACCUGAAAAAAUGGGGGCAUAUGAAACUUCGUACAGUUCUUCAGGAGUGUAUUUUUGAUAAAGAAUUUAAAAACUCCCCUCUUGUUUACCAGUUCUCUUCCCUUGGUUCUCUAGAUGAAAAGUGGAUGUCUGAGUUAGCAUUGUCAAUGUCAUCAGGACUUUCUGAUGAUAAAAUGCCUCUGGGUUUGGGGAAGCCCUUGAUAGUUUGGCCCACCGUAGAAGAUGUUAGAUGCUCUUUGGAGGGUUAUGCGGCUGGCAGUGCCAUCCCAAGUCCACAGAAGAAUGUGGAGAAAGAGUUCUUGAAAAAAUAUUGGGCAAGAUGGAAAGCAAGCCAUACUGGUCGCUGUCGUGCAAUGCCACAUAUAAAGACAUUCACACGGUAUAAUGGGCAAAACCUAGCUUGGUUCCUACUGACUUCAGCAAACCUCAGCAAAGCUGCUUGGGGUGCACUUCAGAAGAAUAAUUCCCAACUUAUGAUCCGUUCCUAUGAAGUGUUUUCCCAACCUAUUCAGCUAGGGGUGCUAUUCUUGCCAUCUGUCAGCAAAGAUCAUUACUGUGGAUUUUCUUGUACAGAUAAUGGAGAUACCAUCAAGGAUCUCCAUAAAUCCUCCGAAACUAAUACCCAAGGACACAGAACAAAAUUAGUGACUCUGCGUUGGCAAGGAAACCAAAGUUCAAAUUCUUCAUCUGAAGUAAUUCAAUUACCCGUGCCAUAUGAACUUCCUCCACAACCCUACUCACCUGAAGACGUGCCUUGGUCAUGGGACAGGCGAUAUUACAAGAAAGAUGUUUACGGUCAAGUGUGGCCACGAUAGGUUUAGCUCUAUUCCGUGUUCAAGCGUUGCCACCCACAACAAAACCGAAAAUAGAUUUAGCUCUAGUCAGUGAAAAAUGUAUUCCAGUUUUCAGUAGCAGAGCUUAGAAUCUUUGUAAUUCCUUUAUUCUCCAAAAAUUGUUUCUUUUGAUGUUAAGAAGAAAACGAUUUUUAUUUUUAUUUUUAUAGAAAGCCCCAACGCCGAUUCCAUUUUUCCA